AUGGGAGCUUAUUUCUCAAACUCUGAAGCCGAAAGGAGUCUGAAAGUAUUGAAUGCAACAUGUGGUCCAGUUCGGGGGAAUAUCUAUCAACAUGUAAGGGAACAUACGGACUUUUUUCUGAUUAUAGGAAAUCAAACUGUUGAUGGCUAUCUCGGCAUCCCAUUUGCUAAGGCUCCAAUCGGUUCGUGCAGAUACAAAAAACCAGUGGCAGCAGAUAAAUGGACGGAGACACUCGACUGCUACAGUUAUGGACCCGGAUGCCCUCAAUCUGGAUUUUAUCCGUGUUAG
Messenger RNA from Caenorhabditis briggsae, 288 nucleotides. The coding region runs from base 1 to 288 and encodes 95 amino acids. NCBI's taxonomy places the organism in Eukaryota, Metazoa, Nematoda, Chromadorea, Rhabditida, Rhabditidae. The transcript is spliced from 2 exons. The record is from RefSeq and is a predicted model, not a curated record.